AUGCGCUCCGCUUCGAUAUUACGAUGGCUCGCUCUGCCUCUCCUUGCGGCUGCGACGGCCGUGUCCCCAGCCGGAGGAUGGACAGGAUCCGAAGGGCGGAUAGAAACAUCUGCAGAUGAGCUGAGCGUCAGGAAACUCUUCAAGCGAGAUGAGUCGCUAUCAGGCGGCAAGAUGGACGGCGAUCUGUCAAGCACAACAGAUGGCGGCGCGACCGACUUCACGACAUUUAACGGCAAGCGAGUGCCUCCCCUGACUGAGUUGGAGGGAGCAAAGUUCGACGAGACCGUCAAAGAUGGCUACUGGCUGGUGGAAUUCUUCAGUCCGUACUGUCACCACUGCAAAGCGUUUGCCCCGACCUGGCAGACCCUCUACGAGUUCUAUUACACCUCCGAACCGCUACCGCAAACCCCGGGGUCAGGGGAGACUCACAACGACAUGAACAGCUUCACGCGGUACUACAACUUCAAAUUCGCGAAAAUAGACUGCGUGGCCAACGGAGAUGCUUGUUCGAAGAAAGGGAUAGGAUCCUUCCCCACAAUCAAGCUGUUCAAGGAUGGCAAAGAGGUGGAAACAAAGGUCGGGGCUAAGGACAUGAACACGAUGAGCAAUUGGAUUGAGCAGAUAUUGGAGAGCUUCAAGCCGGGCUCCAGACCGGCAGGAGGGCCAAAGCUGCCGAAAGUUGGAGCAAAGGAAGCACCGGCGCAGCCAGCGGUUGCUCCUGUGCCCAAGGUCGGCGGGCCAGCGAAGACGACAAUAUCCGGGACAAGAAUCGUACCUCUCCCUCAACAGACGCCGAAUCCAAGCGGUGCUUCUCAGCCUCUCACUGCAUUGGAUUUCCAAAACAAGGUCACCACCACGCACGAUCCCUGGUUUGUCAAAUUCUACGCUCCCUGGUGCCAUCACUGCCAGGCAAUGGCUCCAAACUGGCAAGGUAUGGCACGGCAGAUGCAGGGUGAGUUGAAUGUUGGAGAGGUCAACUGCGAUGUCGAGAAGCGCCUGUGCAAGGAUGUCAAGGUCCGCGGAUACCCAACAAUCCUCUUCUUCCAAGGCGGCGAGAGGAUCGAGUACGACGGCUUACGAGGUCUUGGGGAUUUGAUAAGUUUUGCGAACAAGGCACUUGCGGUGAAAGAGGGCGUGCCGUCUGUCACGGCAGCUGAAUUUGAAGAAUUGGAGAAGAAGGAGGAGGUCAUAUUUCUCUACUUCUACGACGAUGCAACUACCAGUGAGGAUUUUGCAGCUGUCGAGAGACUGGUUCUGAGCUUAAUUGGACAUGCGAAACUGGUCAAGACCAGCGAUCCAGCACUCUGCAAACGCUUUAAAAUCAGCACCUGGCCUCGACUUGUGGUCAGCAGAGACGGCAAGCCGAGCUAUUAUAACGCCUUGUCACCUCGUGAGAUGAGAGAUUUCAGAAGGGUGCUCAACUGGAUGAAGACCGUCUGGCUGCCGAUUGUACCUGAGCUGACCGCCUCGAACGCACGCGAGAUCAUGGAUGGUAAACUGGUCGUUUUGGGCAUUCUAUCCCGUGACAGACCAGAGGAGCUUACUGCUUCAAAGAGGGAGAUCAAGAAUGCAGCACUCGAGUGGAUCGAUAAACAAAUCCAAGCCUUUCAGCUUGAACGUCAAGAACUGCGGGACGCCAAACAGCUACGGAUUGAGGAAGCCGAAGAUCGCAACGAUCAGAAGGCAUUACGUGCCGCCAAGAGCAUUCGUAUCAACAUGGAUGACAUUGAAAGAAAAGAAGUUGGCUUUGCUUGGGUAGACGGUGUUUUCUGGGAAAGAUGGAUCCGAACAACCUUUGGCAUUAGUGUGGCGGACGGCGAAAAGGUGAUCGUCAACGACGAGGCGAACCACCGCUACUGGGACGUUACUAUGACCGGCAACCCAAUCGUCCCCAGCAGAACCUCAAUACUUGAGACACUGCCUCGUAUCGUAGCGAAUCCCCCAAAGAUCGCUGCGAAGAGCACGACCAGCGCUCUCGGUCAUCUUUGGUGGGUUGUCAAAGGCCAAAUAUGGGAGCACCCCCUUGUCAGCGCCGGCAUCUUAAUUGGGAUAUUAGCUGUUGGCUUUAUAUAUGGCAAGAAACACCUCCCAUCACAAGGCGGGUACAUCAAACUCACAGAAAAGGGUGGCAUGAACGGUCUGCUGGGCGGCAAUGCUGGCAACGGACAAGGAAAGACGGAUUGA
This is a messenger RNA of Lecanosticta acicola, 2184 nucleotides long. The record is from the annotation of a GenBank genome assembly. Lineage: Eukaryota; Fungi; Ascomycota; Dothideomycetes; Mycosphaerellales; Mycosphaerellaceae.